AUGGCGGAUUUCAAAAGUUAUCUUGCAGCGAGUAUUUUGACAGAAGACAAAGUGGUCACUUAUAGACUGCUUAGUCGGGUGCUCAAAGUCCAUGUAAACACAGCAAAGGAAAUGCUGUUUGAGUUUCAUAGAGUACAGAAUGCUAAGAAACCAGGAACAAUCCAUGCAACUUAUCUCAUUGGCGGAACAAAGAGAAAAGAAGCACAUACAGAGAUUGAAGCGCAAAAAGAUGGCGAAGAUGAUUAUAUGCAGAGCAGUCCAUUUGUCGGAAGCUCAAUGCCACAGGCCGAAGGAAGUACCGGCGAAGGCUCUACAUUGAGUAUAACAUUGACUCGAGAGGAGGAUUUGGAAACAAUACGGUCUCAGUUUGAGCAUAUUUCCUCAAUACAUAUCUAUAGUUUAGGGCCUCAUCCGUUGAAGGAGCUCCAAUUGCUCUCAGAUUCAACCCGAGAAAUCCAAACACUCGCCAAAUCCGAAGACCCCCUCGAAUCCUACCAUAGAUAUGGGAUAAUAACCAAUCCAAAUGCCAAACGCCGCACCCGUAAAGCAACACCUAUUGCAACUGCCACACAAGCGUCUGUUCCAACCAGACCUGCGAUUGCGAAAUCCAAAUUCAAUGAAGUCCAACAGGCUCCUAAAUCAUCCUCGUCCUCCAAAAAGCCCGAACCCAAAUCACAGCCAUCGAACGCCAAAGAUUUCUUCGGCAGCAAUGGAAAAGAAAAGGCUAAGCCAAAGCCACAAGCGGAGUCUACAGAAGCCGAAUCUACGACUGCGCCUUCGAGUAAAGAAUCAACACCAGCUCCUCCUGCAAAUCUGAAGCGCGAAUCCAGUAGCAUUUUCAAGGCAUUCGCAAAGACCCACUCUAAGAAAGCAAAAAUUGAGGAAACAGAAUCGAGCACAAAAGACGAUACAGCGAUGAAAGAUGUCUCUGACGACGACGAGGAAGAUACAUGGAUGCCAGCGCCUGUCAGUAAAGAAACCAAGUCUCAAGAUCGAAGUUCCAGAAAAGCAACACAGGAGAGAUUAAAGAAAAUGAUGGAAGAUGACGACGACGAAGAAGAAGAAAAAGCAGCACCCUCUCCAGCUCCAGAAACACCCGCUGAGGAAUCAGAAGAGGAAAAACCACCCGAGGAGACUAAGGAAGAAGAACCUGUAACAACUACAAGUAGUGGACGAAGAAGAGGUAGAAGAAGAGUUAUGAAGAAGAGAACUGUGAAGGAUGAAGAUGGCUAUUUAGUAACGAAACAAGAAGCAGCCUGGGAAUCAUUCUCGGAAGACGAGCCUGCUCCAGCACCUAAAGCUAAAGCAGCGCAUGUUUCCACUAAACCCAAGAAAGAUGCACCCAAGAAGGGACAGGGUAAUAUCAUGGCGUUUUUUGGGAAGAAAUAG
This is a messenger RNA of Botrytis fragariae, 1389 nucleotides long. Its product is annotated as putative dna polymerase subunit cdc27 protein. Gene Ontology annotation, molecular function: DNA-directed DNA polymerase activity. Lineage: Eukaryota; Fungi; Ascomycota; Leotiomycetes; Helotiales; Sclerotiniaceae. The record is from RefSeq and is a predicted model, not a curated record. Gene Ontology annotation, cellular component: delta DNA polymerase complex; nucleus. Bases 1 to 1389 code for a protein of 462 amino acids. The transcript is spliced from 6 exons. Gene Ontology annotation, biological process: DNA replication; DNA strand elongation involved in DNA replication; DNA synthesis involved in UV-damage excision repair.